GGCUGCGUCCCCUUUAAUUAACGCCACCACUGCUAGGCGGCAGCGAGGCUCCUGCUGUAGCCGCGGCGGCAGCGGCUGGAUCCAGGGUCCAGUUUGGGGCGGCAUGGCAGAGGGGACUGCGGGUGUUCUGUCCCAGGGCCAAACCCCCAGGAGUCCUGUCCUCAGGAGCUCCUUGAGCCGACUUCCACCCAGGGAGGGGGAGCUUCAGGACGCCUGCUGUGUUCUCCGGACUCCCUUUCAGAUCCGAUUUUGGCCCCCUCCGAGUGAGAUAUGGUGGGCUCACCACAUCUUGUGAAGCAGGCAGGAUCUCGCUGCAGCACAGAAUGAUCCCACAGGUCUCAAGGCGUAGUGCCAGCUGAAAAUUCACUGAUCGAUCAGCCCUCUGUUUCUCUCCUCCUUUGAAAGAGCAGUGGCCUGUCCCGUUUCUAAAAGCCCUGGGGCUCCAGAAGGCCGACUGCGCUUUACAGGACAUGUGCAAACAGGAACAGGGGCGAAUCCGAGGUGGAGACCAUGUGACCACGCGUGGCACUGGCGUAUCUCACAGGAGAUGGUGUGAUUGUGUGUCACCCGAGGCAUACGGGGCGAUGUCGAAGAAAACGGUGGUGUCCAGGCGUGGUCUGUUGGAAGGGUGGUACGAGUGACCUUUCAACCAAUGUCAAGGAAAAUCAAAGAACACCUGGGACCCGUGGGGUUGGUGGGGCCUGUGCCUGACCCAAGCCGCGUAUUCAAAUGCCUUCCAGAGUAGCAAAGAGGUUUCUGCAAAAUUCGUCCCACCCCUAUCCUCCACCGCCCUGGUCGCCCUGUUGCAACUUCCGCUGCACCUAGCCCCAACUCCAGCCCAAGCUCCAGUCGAGUCCCUUUGGUUCCCUGACAUUGGUUUCAGCCAGAAGUUCAAGGGAGUCAAUCCACCCAGGAGGAGAGGAGAGGAUGUCCCUGAAGAAUGAGACAGGAAGUGCAGAGGAAAUGCGUCACCACCUGUCCUAUAAGACAAGGGCGGUCACAGUUUCCUAGUGCUCAUACUAGGCAAUCCACCCACCCAUGAGGGGAAACUUGGAGAAGAAGGAAGCUUCCCUGUCUGAGACAAGUGUGGAAGCCAAGAGCUCCAGGGUCAUGAGACGUGCCCAAUCAAGCAGAAACACAUUUGGAGAGAGAAACAAUCAUGAGACGGAUCUCCAGGAAGUGUCUCCCUGACAGACUGGGAAGUCAUCUUUAUUGAAGACAUUUGGCCAGAGCGAGAGGCAUCCAGGCCCCUGAGAAACAGGGGAGUCAGAGCAAGAGGGAGGACAGAGCAGAGGCCAGAGCCCAGGCAGGAUACAGCAUCGUGCCACCGCCACGGGCAUAAGGGGCGGUGAAUUUCUAUCCCAGCUUUGCCAUGGACUGGCUGCAUUUCCCUAGGCACGGCACUCAUCCUAACUGAUCCCCAGUUUCUUGCCUCUAUCAAAAGAAACUAAUGUGAAUGGAAGUGGCAUGUGUCACAGUGAUGAGUGUUCCUGAUGCACAGCAGUUGCGCACUUCCAGUUUACUGGGGUUGGAAAGCGUGUGUGGCAGUAAGAGGAUGUUCCAGUGACUGGAUCCUUUCCAGCUGGUGCCUGGGAAAUGGCGGCCACUACUAAUUCAGCCUUGAAGACAGUACCGUGCCCACUUAGCACCAUUACGUAGAAGACAGAACUCAAGAGAUAAGAGAGCCGCCCUGCCUGGAGCUAGCCUGGGGGCGAGCCAGGGUCCCCCAACCCCCGGGAUGACCGCGGCCAGCCGGGCCAACCCCUAUAGCAUCGUGUUAUCGGAGAACGACGGGCUGCACCUGGUCAUCAUGUCGGGCGCCAACGGCUUUGGCAACGGCAAGGUGCACACGCGGCGCAGGUGCCGCAACCGCUUCGUCAAGAAGAAUGGCCAGUGCAACAUUGAGUUCGCCAACAUGGACGAGAAGCCACAGCGCUACCUGGCUGACAUGUUCACCACCUGUGUGGACAUCCGCUGGCGGUACAUGCUGCUCAUCUUCUCGCUGGCCUUCCUUGCCUCCUGGCUGCUGUUCGGCGUCAUCUUCUGGGUCAUCGCGGUGGCACACGGUGACCUGGAGCCGGCUGAGGGCCGUGGCCGCACACCCUGUGUGAUGCAGGUGCACGGCUUCAUGGCGGCCUUCCUCUUCUCCAUCGAGACGCAGACCACCAUCGGCUACGGGCUGCGCUGUGUGACGGAGGAGUGCCCGGUGGCCGUCUUCAUGGUGGUGGCCCAGUCCAUCGUGGGCUGCAUCAUCGACUCCUUCAUGAUUGGUGCCAUCAUGGCCAAGAUGGCAAGGCCCAAGAAGCGGGCACACACGCUGCUGUUCAGCCACAACGCCGUGGUGGCCCUGCGUGACGGCAAGCUCUGCCUCAUGUGGCGUGUGGGUAACCUGCGCAAGAGCCACAUUGUGGAGGCCCAUGUGCGCGCGCAGCUCAUCAAGCCGCGGGUCACCGAGGAGGGCGAGUACAUCCCGCUGGACCAGAUCGACAUCGAUGUGGGCUUCGACAAGGGCCUGGACCGCAUCUUUCUGGUGUCGCCCAUCACCAUCCUGCAUGAGAUUGAUGAGGCCAGCCCGCUCUUCGGCAUCAGCCGGCAGGACCUGGAGACGGACGACUUUGAGAUCGUGGUCAUCCUGGAAGGCAUGGUGGAGGCCACAGCCAUGACCACCCAGGCCCGCAGCUCCUACCUGGCCAAUGAGAUCCUGUGGGGUCACCGCUUUGAGCCCGUGCUCUUCGAGGAGAAGAACCAGUACAAGAUUGACUACUCGCACUUCCACAAGACCUAUGAGGUGCCCUCUACGCCCCGCUGCAGCGCGAAGGAUCUGGUGGAGAACAAGUUCCUGCUGCCCAGCGCCAACUCCUUCUGCUACGAGAACGAGCUGGCCUUCCUGAGCCAUGACGAGGAGGAUGAGGCGGACGGAGACCAGGACGGCCGAAGCCGGGACGGCCUCAGCCCCCAGGCCAGGCAUGACUUUGACAGACUCCAGGCUGGCGGCGGGGUCCUGGAGCAGCGGCCCUACAGACGGGGGUCAGAGAUCUGAGCCAACCUUGGCCGACAUGCAGCAUCCACCCCAGGCCGGGGAGAAGCCCUGCGGUCACUCAGGGGCCCCGGGUUUGAGCAGAACGGGCCCAGUGCCCUGGGUUGCAGACUCAGUAGCGUUUUAGUCAUUUUAUGUUUCUUUGCAACGGCCUCAGAAGGUUGGCCGGAGAGGGGGCAGCCAGAGCGGCAGCCCCCGGCCUCAGAGGCUAUCACAGGCUCAGGGCAAAGAAGUGGCCUCCUGGGGGGCCAGGCCACGAGGGCCAGGGCUUCUGCCUGAAGAUGGAGCUGCAGCCUGCGGGGAAGCAGCUCAGUUCGAUGGUGGGCCCAGCCUCUGCUGUCCAAGGCUGGCUAGCUGCGGUGCUCCUUGCUGGUUUUUACCUUGGGGAGAAACACCGGGUUUCAGCUUUCUCGAACUUAGCUUGGGUGAGAUUGUUUAC
Pan troglodytes (chimpanzee) is the source of this 3476-nucleotide messenger RNA. RefSeq names its product ATP-sensitive inward rectifier potassium channel 12. Gene Ontology annotation, biological process: potassium ion import across plasma membrane; regulation of monoatomic ion transmembrane transport. Gene Ontology annotation, molecular function: inward rectifier potassium channel activity. Gene Ontology annotation, cellular component: plasma membrane. NCBI's taxonomy places the organism in Eukaryota, Metazoa, Chordata, Mammalia, Primates, Hominidae. Bases 1739 to 3040 code for a protein of 433 amino acids. The transcript is spliced from 3 exons. The record is from RefSeq and is a predicted model, not a curated record.